Aspergillus nomiae NRRL 13137 is the source of this 909-nucleotide messenger RNA. RefSeq lists its product as uncharacterized. NCBI's taxonomy places the organism in Eukaryota, Fungi, Ascomycota, Eurotiomycetes, Eurotiales, Aspergillaceae. The transcript is spliced from 3 exons. The annotation marks the transcript as partial. The record is from RefSeq and is a predicted model, not a curated record.
AUGACUUCUGUCCCGAACCAAGACACCUCAAUCCCACCAGACCAUUGCACAACUGCCGGCCUGCUGGCAGAAUAUUACACCCUAACGGCAAUCGCACUGGCACUGGUUCUCCUACGAGCCUGGGUGCGCCUCCGUCUAACCAGAAACUGGGGCUGGGACGACACAUGUAUCGUAGUCGCCUGGAUAGCCCUCCUAGCAGGCCUCAUAGCAAUCCAACUCGAAGCCAACCUCGGCCUCGGCCGACAUGUCAUCUACCUCCCGGACCCAGAACACACCGUGCUCCAAAUCCUCAAGGUCAACACGAUAUACCAAAUGAUCAACGUGAUCUGCUCCCUGGUAACCAAGUACUCGAUCAGCCUCUACAUCCUGCGAAUCCAAAAUAGCCGUGCCGUCCGCUGGAUCCUCGCCUGGCUGAUGCUGUUCAUGACACUGGCUACUAUCGGUGUGGUCGUCAUCCUCACUGUCUCCUGCAUCCCACUGGAAAGACUGUGGAACAAGGAUGUCCCCGGUAUCUGCCUGUCCCAGACAUCCGUCUACAGCGUAUCGUAUGUCCAUUCUGGGUUCACGAUCGUGAUUGAUCUCUGCUUGACUUCGGCACCGGUUAUCAUCCUCUGGCAUGUGAGGAUUACCCGGGGUCGCAAGACGCUGAUUUGUGGGCUGAUGAGUCUGGGCCUUGUGGCGACUGUUUCGAAUGCUUUGAGGAAUUGUUUUCAGAGGGGGUUGACAGCGCCGGAUAUGCCAUACGCCAUAACAAACGUAUCCAUUGUCUCCAUCCUCGAAGUCGGAACCGGCGUUAUUGCCGCUUGUAUCCCAGCCUGCGUCCCUGCUUUCGGGUGUAGACAAAAAGCCAAGCCGGCUACGCCGAGUUAUCGUGACAAGCCGAUUUCCAUUAUCAGGGGGGACGAUUGG